AUGUCUGCGAAGGAAGUCGACCCCCGGAAGAUCAAAAAGAAUGCGGACAGCAAGUUCAUCGAGGCCCUCUCAGAUGUGCCGGUGGAGGGAUCCAAUGAGGCUGUGUACUUUGUCCUGCGCGGCCUCGGGAUGAAGGCCUUCGAGGGUCCUGGAGAUCUGCCGCGGAUUGAGAUCAUGGCAGCCCAACACCCGAAGCUCUUUGCCGCACUGCGACGGCUGGGCCUGCGCCACAUUCGGGACCGGAUCAUCCUGGAGCCUCGGGGAGAUGAUGGCCCCAACCUCUUCGACACCACGGCGAGUCGGGGAAAGUUUGCCAGCUCAGGCUCCAAGUUCUCAUCGAGCUGUCCAGAUCUCCGCCCCGUGCUCGAGUCUGGGCUACACGCCACGACCCGCACUCUCCGCCCACCCCGACUCCGAGGGCACGGGAUCGAGACGGCGGAGGACCGGAAAGUGUUCUACCAUCAGAUGUCCUACCCCAAGGGUGUGGCGAGGAAGUUUCCGUUUGCCAUGGCCCUGCACGAGGCAAAAGGCCGUCAGCCACCCAGCCUGACGGCAGCUCGGGAGGCCGCAGCCGCCUCGCAACCGAGCUCACCGAAGAGGGGGCCGGAACCCAAUCGACUCCCGGACAUACGCUCGUCGCGGACGAUGAACCCAUCACGGUCCACACAGGAGGCAGAGGGCCUGGUCACGACGCCCACAUCCGCUCAGUCUGUAGACCAGGCGGCAUCGGCGAAACUUUGGGAUCGGCUCUACAGGCCCAGGCGCUCGCCCCAGGAGCAGGAGAGCUACUUCACAAAGCUCGCGAAGCCGAAGGUCGUUCGCCCAAAGGUGGUGCCCGUCGAGUUCGGCGUGCGCGAGCAGUCGGCCUUUGGCCGCGCCUCCGAGCGUCACUUGCUUGCGCGUCUUCGAGGGAUCCAGGAGGCCAAGCUCAUAGAAGAGCUCGAGCGCGAAGAGUCCGCCCGACGCGAGGCUCGCUGCUGCUAUGACGACGCCGAAGACUCGAUGAUGUCGGGCACGGCACCUCCUGACCCGAGCCCCGUGGCCUCCGACUGUGAAGAUGAGUGA
Molecule: messenger RNA, 1065 nt
Organism: Symbiodinium natans
Lineage: Eukaryota; Dinophyceae; Suessiales; Symbiodiniaceae
Source: the annotation of a GenBank genome assembly